Fraxinus pennsylvanica is the source of this 336-nucleotide messenger RNA. The record is from the annotation of a GenBank genome assembly. NCBI's taxonomy places the organism in Eukaryota, Viridiplantae, Streptophyta, Magnoliopsida, Lamiales, Oleaceae.
AUGGCUGCAGAAUCGAACUCAAAUUCUUCAUCAAAUCUCAGAAUCAUUGUCCAAAACAACCCUUCAGACUCACAACUCUCUGAAUUAGGUAUCAGAUCCUGGCCUAAAUGGGGCUGCCCGCCGGGGAAGUACCAGCUAAAAUUUGAUGAACAAGAAACCUGUUAUCUACUCCGGGGGAAAGUGAAAGUGAAAUCUAAAUACUCAUCGGAAGUAGUAGAAUUCGGCGCCGGGGAUCUUGUGAUUUUACCGAAGGGACUCAGUUGCACCUGGGAUGUAUCUGUUGCAGUCGACAAACACUACAAAUUCGACUCGUCUCCACCUUCAUCGUCAUCGUAA